Prunus armeniaca (apricot) is the source of this 288-nucleotide messenger RNA. Lineage: Eukaryota; Viridiplantae; Streptophyta; Magnoliopsida; Rosales; Rosaceae. The record is from the annotation of a GenBank genome assembly.
AUGGAGAUGAGAAGGCUUGGCUCUAGGCUAAUGUGGCUAAUGCAUGGCUCAUUUGGCGUAUCCAAGGAAGACAUCAAAUGGGCUGCUCCAAAACGUGAAUUUGAAUAUGCAUCUCCUGUCUUACAAUUGAACUCUUACCCGGCUUGUCCGGAUCCGAAUCGGACCAUGGGUCUUGCUCAACAUACUGAUUCAAACCUAUUGUCAAUCGUGCACCAAAAGCACCAAUGGCUUGCAAGUUUUCUGUUAAACAUUAAUGCACAUUUGAGAGAGAUUUCUACAAGACAGUAG